Messenger RNA from Homalodisca vitripennis (glassy-winged sharpshooter), 4856 nucleotides. RefSeq names its product chromosome transmission fidelity protein 18 homolog (gene cutlet). Gene Ontology annotation, molecular function: ATP binding; ATP hydrolysis activity. Bases 214 to 3087 code for a protein of 957 amino acids. The transcript is spliced from 22 exons. NCBI's taxonomy places the organism in Eukaryota, Metazoa, Arthropoda, Insecta, Hemiptera, Cicadellidae. The record is from RefSeq and is a predicted model, not a curated record.
UGGCGGGUUUGUAGGAAUAUUAAAUAUUGGAAGUGCUUACUUUGUUCUUCUGAUGCUCUGCUAUGUUUUAGUGUUGUUAGUAAUUUAAUUCUAUUUCACAUUGUUAAGUAGGCCUAAUUGGUUAUUGUUUUCGUGUUGUAAAUUUUAUAAAGUAAAGUUUUCCUUUGAUAUACAACUUCUAGGCUGUUGCACACAAUUUUGGAAAGAACCAACAUGGCUGACGAAUAUCCAGACCCAGAUGAAGAAUUUGAGCUAAUGCAUGCCGAAGAAAUGGAAAUGCUAAAUGAAAUGGAUAACAUGGAUUAUGAUGAUAUGAUUCACAAUGCUAGACCCAAAGCUAAAAGAAGCCUUGAUUUCAACAGUCAGAAAAUUAGCAAUGGCACUAAUGAGAAGUUAUCUUCUGAACCAGAAUUACUGCAAAAUAAUUCUAUUACUUCUCUUAAUGAAUGUGAAGAAGUAUCAGCUGGUGGUACUCACUCAACAAGCACUGUGGCCAACAAUAGCCAGGAGCCUGUAAAUACAGAAAACAUCAUGCAGGCUUUAAAUGAAAUUCCGGAAAGUAACAAAAGAAGAGUUGAAGACUUAUUUGGAGAUAUUGAUGAUAUAAUUUUUGACGAUGAACCAUUUGCUAAGAAAACCAAACAUGAUGGGUUGACUGAAGAUGAGCGACAAUUACUCACCAUAGAAACAAUUAUACAAGAAAGAAAACGACUUCAGGAAGAAAAAAUUUUACCACGAUUGACAAAUGCAAAUAAGAGAUCCUUCCGGUCAGAUAAGGUAAUACUUUCACGCACUGUUCCAAGAUGGAAUUUCAUGCCACUCACUGAUAAGAAAGGAGAAAGAAUUUAUGCUAGAUUGCACUCAGAAGAAGCAUUUGAAAAAGAGCUAUCAGAUAUGUCCAACCAGAACCAUAAAGGUGGAUUAUUGUCUGUGCCUUUUGAACAGUUGCAGAAGCUGGCUCAUGAGCAGUUACAACUAAAGUGGGACAGAAUCGAGAAGAAAGAAGCUGAAAAGAGGACAACGGAAGUAGAAAUUAUAAAUGAUCCUGAAGAAACUCUUUGGGUUGAAAAGUACAAACCAAAAUCAUAUUUAGAACUACUAAGUGAUGAGAGUACAAAUCGAGCUCUUUUGCAGUGGUUAAAAUUGUGGGAUAAGGUGGUUUUCAAUAUAGAUAGAAAGGUGAAAGUGAAGCCCAAAGAAGAACCCAAAGCAAAAGGAGGAAGGUUCCAGAGGAAUACUGGACCUGUGGUGAACGAUGAGCUGGAUGAACAUGGCAGACCCCACCACAAGAUAGCACUGUUGUGUGGACCUCCUGGGCUGGGCAAGACUACUUUGGCACAUCUGAUAGCCCAUCAAGCAGGAUACAAUGUGGUGGAGGUGAAUGCCAGUGACGACCGCAGUCCCGAGACUUUCCGCACACAGCUGGAAGCUGCCACACAGAUGAAGGCUGUGAUGGGAACUGAGCGUCGGCCUAAUUGUCUGGUCCUGGAUGAGAUAGAUGGAGCACCUGCGGCAUCUAUUGAUGUUCUGCUAAAGUUUUGCCUUGGGAAAACAACAGGAAGAAAGAAAGGACCUAAAGUAAAAAAAGGUGCUGGUGGUGACGAAAAGUCUGGAAUUCUUAAAAGACCAAUCAUAUGUAUCUGUAAUGAUGUGUAUGUGCCUGCUCUGAGGCCUCUGCGGCAAGCAGCAUUCGUCGUUCAUUUCCCACCCACUGCUUCUGCCAGGUUAGCGCAGAGACUGUGCGAGGUGGCGAGGCACCAGUCUAUGAAGACUGAUCUGGGUGUGAUGAUGGCACUAAGUGAGAAGACUAACAACGAUAUCCGAGCGUGCCUGGCACUGCUACAGUGCCUCAAGAUGCAGUCGGCCAGUGUCGUCAAGCUGUCCCAGGUACAUGCCGCCUCUCUCGGCCAAAAAGACAUGCAGAAGGGUUUGUUCACAGUGUGGCAAGAGAUCUUCCAGAUCCCAAGGCCUAAACGGAAGACGUUUGUAGAUACAGUGAAUCGAGAUUCAAAUCAGAAUCCAAGAGUAGACCUAGAUUCUUGUGAGAUCAAAAUGAAUUCAUCAGCUUUAACAGAAAGGGCAAAUUCAGUUCUUAGAACAGUUCAAGGCUGUGGUGACUACGAACGUCUUGCCCAAGGUGUUUUUGAAAAUUACCUAAAUAUGAAGAUAAAGGACUCUUCAAUGAUAUCUAUAGCCAAUGGAUUAUCAUGGUUUUGCCAUUUUGACCUGAUCUCAUCGAGGAUUCAUGUUACACAAAACUACAUUUUGUAUCCUUAUCUGGCUUAUCCUUUCGUUAUAUGGCACCUGCUGUUUGCCAAUCUUUCUUGGCCAAAACUGACGUAUCCCAGCUCAAGCUAUGAGAUGACAACCAGACUGCAACGAUCUAUCCAGUUAGUAGAUGAAGUGCUUAAAUCCAUGGUGCCCAAAGUGAGAGCCUACACAUACAGGGAACAGUUGGUUUUGGAUACUUUACCCUUGUUAUUGGAGGUCAUCGUUCCGAAUCUGCGACCUGUGAGCCUUACACUGUACAGUAGCAAGGAGAAGGAGGAGCUCCAACAUGUGAUCAGUGUGAUGAUAGAUUACAAUCUCACAUACACUCAGGAGCGCACUCAAGACGGCAACUUUGUCUUCAACCUAGAUCCAAACGUGGAGGAAGUGAGCAGGUUUGAUGGAGGAAAAGGGUGUAGGGUGCUGAGUUAUGCUGGAAGACAACUGGUGUCUCGUGAGAUUGAGCUGGAGAAACUUCGGAGGGCAGAGGUCAACCUGUACAAAGAAACUGAGUCAGCAACUCCGCACCCAACAGCCUGCCCCACUGUCAAUAAGCCGGUCAAGAUAGCAACCACCCCUAAAGGAACAGGAAAGAAAGUAUUACCAAAUCAUUUGCAAAAACUGACACCAAGAGCGCUGAAGAAACCAGAAGAUUUGCAAACCAAGGACUUCUUUGGGCGUGUUGUGGAAAAUUCUUUGGUGCCCAACCAACUGAAAGCUAGAACGGAUGAGAUUGUGAAGAGUGAUAUUUGGUACCACUUCAAAGAGGGCUUCAACAACGCCGUCAGGCGGAACGUCACCAUGUCAGACCUCUACUGAUGUCAUCCUGGGGAUCAUCCUUUACUGGCAACAGAAGCUACAUCUCGUUGGGCAUACUACCGUGGCACAUCUAACCUCUAAUGAUAGCGUGUGUCACCCAAUGAUAAUAGCAAUGACACUAAAGGAAAUUAUUUGCUGAUGGUAAUGCCACACUUUACUUUGUUGAUCUGCUCCAGCUGCUUUUGGCUUGUGAAAAGUACAGUUGUCAUCCAACUGGGAUCUUUAUUUAGGCGCCUGGUUUUCCCAAAGCAACCAAUUAUUUGUCCUUGCUAUGUAGCUCCUCUACUUUUCUUCUAUUAUGUGGUAACACUAAAUAGUUUGAGUCACUGGACAUACAAAAAAUACUACUGAUAAAUGAAACUAUUGAUUUGAUUUUAAGCUUGGUUGGUGUGUGCAUUUCAUGUUGGUAUUGUCGGCACAUUAAGUAACAGUGAAUAUUGAUAGUUGCAACGUAUUCGUUAAUUAGGGUUUAACAAGAAGUAUCCGACAUGUAAUAAGUUAAUCAUAAGAGUUAUUGUUAUUAGUCUGAGUGUCAUCAGGGAAAUACGUUUUUAAAAAACUGUCACAAUAUAUUUUGAAUGUAUACGAGAGGAUUAGUGUACUUUUUCGGUAAAAUGUAAGAGCUAGGAGACAAAUCGCUAAAAUUUACUAUUAUAUAUUUUAAUAUCAGUUUGGUAUUUGUUGAAAAUGGAUAAAGAUGAAAUAAAAAAUAUAUAGUUGGACAAAAUGUUGGGUAGUUAAAGUAAAUAUUGUGCGAAUAUUUUAAUAAAAAACUUUUAGUGUAAAGCUUCUUUAGCAACAAGUAAAAAUCACGAGAAACUAUUUAAUAAUAAAUAUUUGACAAAAUAUCUUCUCAAAGAACAGUUGACAUGUUUGGUUACAGAUUGAAUGAUUUUAUUGAUAAUUGAUUAUUAGUCUAGUAAUCCUGUAUAACAUUGAAAUUCUUUAGAUGUAUCACAAUUUUUAUUCUAAAAGAGAUUCAGUACAAACAAUUACAGAAUGCUUAUUCUUUCACUUUUCAAAACACUGCAGGAAAUGUUUCUUGGAUUGCUUAAUCUUUUAACACUUAUUUUGUAUCAGAUCAAGAAGUUUUAUUACAGUUCUCUCUUUAUAUAACAGUAUUAUAGUACCAUUUUUAUGCAAAAAAAUUACACCAAUACAACUUGAAACAACUGAGAGUACUUUAUGUCAAAAAUGAAUUAUUUAUAUUUUUAGAGCCUGGAGAAAAUGUAAAAUAGUUAUUCAACUGGUGUUUGACAUAGAUUUAGUCGUAAACAUUAUAAAAUAAUGUGCUAAAGAAGGCCGUAAUCGCAUUUCUCGCAUAAUACCGCGAAGUCCUUACUGAACUCUUCGGGACUCGACCGAGCAAAAUAUAAGAGCUCGGGUGGGUUCCACGGUACUCAGCGGCUUAACAGUAUUGUUUUUUUUUUAUUCUUAGAAAUUUCACUAGUUUGUUGAAAUGAAAAUUUGUUUUGCAAGGGGAUCUUUUCUAUUGUAUGGUUUAACCAUCCUCUAUUUUUUCAAGCAAAUAUAACUGUAUUUAUAAUUGUUAUUUAAAUUUCUUGUACUUAUUUAAUUUUUUUAGAAAUAGGAAAGAAACUUAGGAAGUUAAGUAGUCAGUAAAGGAAGUAAACCGUACCAUAGUAAUAAACAAAUUGUCAAAAGUGUACUUUUAGACAUAUAUUGUAUAUUCCUAUGUAUUACAUUGUAAAUUUAGGGUUUAAAUAUGUUAAUAUGUGUAUUUUUAUAAAAUAGUUCUUUAAUCGUUA